GCCCGGACGGGAAGAAGGGCGUCCGCUGGGCACCUGCCUGCCAGAGCCAUCCGGACAGCCGGGCGCAGGGGCAGGGCGGGGUGCCCCGAGGCAGAGCGUUCCCACGACGGGGAGCGGCGGCUCAGCCCGGGGGCCGGAGCAGGGGUAUCGCUUGCUGCUGAGACCGGCCUGCCAUGGACUGGGCAGCCGCCGCCAGCGUGCUCGGGGUCCUCCUGCUGCUCCUGCUGCUGCUUUGGGCUUCUCACCUGCGCAGGUGCCGGCUCCCAGGAGAACCACCACUUGAUAAAGGCCUUGUUCCGUGGCUUGGGCAUGCUUUGGAAUUUGGCAAAGAUGCUGCCAAGUUCCUCAAUGCAAUGAAGCAGAAACAUGGUGAUAUUUUCACAAUUAAAGCUGCAGGCAAAUUCGUUACAGUCUUAUUGGACCCCCGCUCCUAUGAUUCAGUGCUUUGGGAAUCCCGCUGCAAAACUGAACUUUAGUCAAUAUACCGCAUGCUUUUAAUGGACGAAAUGUUUGAUGUCCAGCUUCCAGAUUAUGACCCUCUAAUACAGAAAUUAUGGAUGAACUGCCAUUUUAGAGAGACCCUGCAAAGCAAAAACCUUUCCCCUCUAACGAAGUCAAUGUUCUUCAAUUUGCAAACCAUUCUGCUUGCUGACCCAGGUAAAACCAACCAGCAAUGGAAGAAAGAAGGCCUGUUUCAUCUUGCCUAUAGUGUGAUGUUUAGAGCUGGAUUCCUGACAUUGUAUGGUAAUGAAAGCAAGAAUUAUGAUGAUGCCUCCAGUAAACUGAAAGACUUGGCACAUUCACUGGAAGUCUAUAAUGAGUUUCAUAAACUGGACCGUCUUUUGAUGAAAGCUGCACGUUCCAUGUUGAGUGCAGCAGAAAAGAAGGAAUUUGGCAGCAUCAAGAACAAUCUUUGGAAGUUAUUAUCGGUGAAAAGUUUGAACUGCAGAGCAAACAGAAGUGUUUGGCUGGAGAGCUAUCAGCAGCACUUGGUAGAUCUAGGAGUGAAUGAAGACAUGCAAACAAGAGCAAUGCUGCUACAGCUUUGGAGUACUCAGAGCAAUGCAGGACCUGCUGUCUUCUGGCUUCUGCUUUUCCUUUUAAAACAUCCCUCAGCCAGGGCAGCAAUUCAAGGUGAAAUGGAGGGAAUAUUUAGAACAAGAACACAAACAACUGGACAAGUGCAGAUGACCAGCCACGAGAUUCUGGACCACACACCAAUUUUUGACAGCUUAUUGAGUGAAACCCUGCGUUUGACUGCGGCUCCUUUCAUCAGCCGAGAAGUCCUUCAAGACAUGCCUCUGAGACUGGCAAGCGGCAGAGAGUACAGCCUGAGAAAGGGAGAUAGACUUUGCCUGUUUCCUUUCAUAAGCCCUCAGAUGGACUCUGAAAUCUAUGAGGAACCAGAGAAAUUCAAAUAUGACAGAUUCCUCAAUUCAGACGGUACAGAAAAAACAGAUUUCUAUAAAGAAGGGGAAAAGCUCAAGUAUUACAACAUGCCCUGGGGAGCAGGAAUAAAUGUCUGUAUUGGAAAGUUCUAUGCAGUCAACAGCAUCAAACUGUGUGUUUUCCUCCUCUUAAGUCAUUUUGAUCUGGAGCUGAAAGAUCCUGACACAAAGGUCCCGGACUUUGACAAGGAAAGAUAUGGUUUUGGAAUGCUGCAGCCAGGAAAGCCGUCAUCUGCGGUUUGGCUUCAAUACAAAACUGGAAAGAUCAGUGAACUGGAUGCUCCUCAUUUCUCUCUCAUAUAACUGUCAUUUUGGUAAUUCCUCUUCACAUUUUGCAAAGAAAAAACAAGAUGCUUGCUUGAGACAAAUUGAAAUAAUGUUAUGUUCUAUAUUUUUCAUCUUUCGUACUACAGGCGCACCCAGCACUUGUACUUGGACGUUUGCAGUGGAAUGUGCGGUGGUGGUGUGUGUGGCAGCAGUCACUACUAUGCAAAUCUCCUGUAGUCUGUCUCUGAGGGACCACUUUGUCUUUCUCUCAGGCUGCGUGUAACGAUGAAUGAAGAUCAAAACCUGGGAGACCCCCCACAAAAGGUGAUGGUAGUACAGGGGAGUACUGCCACAACCCCUCCCACUCCAGUUUAUUACAUAAACAGUUUAUGGGGUAGAAUCCACCCCAUUAAACCAGUUAAAACGGCAUGGCAGGUAAAUAGGCCCUAAAGUGUCAAUGGAUGAUUUAGGAAUAGCGGUGAUUGGAAAGUUAACUAGGCCAAACAUAAGGUUCCCAUUUGUAAAUAAGCAGAAUCUGUAAGCUGUAUAAGCUCAUCUUUCUUCCCAACGUGCCCAGGUUGCCCCAUGCAGCAGACCAGAAGAUCUAGUGAAGAAGAAGAGUUUGGAUUUAUACCUCCCUUUCUCUCUUGUAAGGAGACUCAAGGGGGCUUACAAUCUUUUUUUCCUUCCCCCCCCCCACA
This is a messenger RNA of Sphaerodactylus townsendi, 2416 nucleotides long. It is a transcript of the gene PTGIS, whose product is annotated as prostaglandin I2 synthase. The record is from RefSeq and is a predicted model, not a curated record. NCBI's taxonomy places the organism in Eukaryota, Metazoa, Chordata, Lepidosauria, Squamata, Sphaerodactylidae. Gene Ontology annotation, biological process: prostaglandin biosynthetic process. Gene Ontology annotation, molecular function: prostaglandin-I synthase activity; iron ion binding; monooxygenase activity.